Molecule: messenger RNA, 1206 nt
Organism: Camelina sativa (false flax)
Lineage: Eukaryota; Viridiplantae; Streptophyta; Magnoliopsida; Brassicales; Brassicaceae
Source: RefSeq, a predicted model, not a curated record
UAAAGAAACCCUAAGAAGUCGCUCAUGGAUCAAAAUCUUUUCUCCAAUUCUCUCUCUCUCUUGCAGCAUCGCUUCUCCGUCAAUCGUCACCGCCGAACUUUGUUCACCGAAGCUUCGAUUCAAUGAGGGGAAGGAGCUACACUCCGUCACCACCAAGGGGUUAUGGGAGGAGGGGUCGAAGCCCAAGCCCUAGAGGCCGAUAUGGAGGGCGUAGCAGAGACCUGCCCACCAGUCUUUUGGUUCGCAAUCUACGCCAUGAUGUCAGGCAAGAAGAUCUCAGGAGGGCAUUUGAGCAGUUCGGUCAUCUCAAGGACAUUUACUUGCCAAGGGACUAUUAUACUGGAGAUCCACGAGGUUUUGGUUUCGUUCAAUUUGUGGAUCCUGUUGAUGCUGCAGACGCAAAACAUAACAUGGAUGGUUAUGUUCUUCUUGGCCGUGAGUUGACUGUCGUGUUUGCAGAAGAGAACAGGAAGAAACCGACUGAAAUGAGGGCAAGGGAGCGUGGUGGAGGAAGGUGCAGAAAUAGGAGCUUGAGCCCGAGAAGAAGCAUAAGCCGUAGCCCUAGAAGAAGCAGAACCCCGAGGAAAAGCAGAAGCCGGUCACGGAGCGGUGGCUACUAUUCUCCUCCCCCUAGAAGACACCACCGAAGGUCUAUCUCGCCCAGGGAAGAGCGUUAUGAUGGGAGGAGGUCAUACUCGCGCUCACCAGCCUAUAAUGGCUCAAGGCGUCGCAGCGUAAGUCCAGCCAGAGGUAAGAGCCACAGCAUAAGCCCCAGCCCUAGAAGAAGCAUAAGUCGUAGUCCUAGAAGAAGCAUAAGCCGUAGCCCUAAAAGAAGUCGGAGUCUGAGCCGCAAGAGAAAUAGGAGCUUGAGCCCGAGAAGAAGCAUAAGCCGUAGCCCUAGAAGAAGCAGAACCCCGAGGAAAAGCAGAAGCAACACUCCUGAACCAGCCAGAAGCAGGAGCCAGAGCCCGCAUGAUGAAGGAGAUCGUUCACCAAGCCAGUGAUUGAUUCUUCACUCUCUUGCUAGUCUUCUCUAGAUUAUGGUUGUGUCGCGUACCCUUAUUCUAAGAAAAAAUUAAGAUGAUACUGAAAAUAUGAGAAUUUUAUGUAGGGUGGAAUUUGGCUUUCUUAUGUUAUGAUAUAUGGAGCAUGUGGGAACAUGGUACUGUUUACUCUAUAUGUUCUUUUAAGAUACAACCUUGGAUU